AUGGCAUUGAAACAACAACUCGACGAAAUUGAUGGCAAGUUACGUUUAGUCAAUUUUACGACCAAGAUAACCGAUGAUAUACUUAAAACAAACGAUGAAGAAGUCGCUAUUCGACAAAAGGGUCAAAUAACAAAGAUUAUUUGGGCUAUAAGUGACCUGAAACAGCUAAUCGAGGAAAAGAAAUUUAUCGCAGGCGACUCCGAAGAAAAUGUCGCAGCAUGGGGGGAAUCAAUCGAGGAAAAUAUAGCUUUGGCCGACGAGAAAGUUAAGAGCGACUGUCCAGAAAUAUCGAACAAAUUCGAAAAUUACCGGCCACAGUCAAAAUAUAAAAUUCCUUCAUUUUUGAUUUGGUGUUAGUAUUGUGUGAGUUUAUAAACGUACUGGAGUCAGUUUUUCAACUUACGCAAAAAAUCGGGAUUUUUUUGAGAAAAGAGAUUUUACCCUGUUUCGGUCUAAAAAUAUCCCAGACGACGGCAAGCAAUAACACUUCAAUAAAUCUUUUGGCUUGAUAAAAGAACCCCGGUUACAAGCUAUUUCCCACUCAAUUCUGAGAGAACAGGUAUCAAAGAGUUGUUACUGGCGAUUUUUGCAUUAUUAACCCGAGUUUAUACGGAAAAAUUUUGAUUCUCUUAACAUAGUCUUUCAAAAUCUCGUCAAUAGUCCAAGAAUACAAUUUUUUGCAUGUGGCCAUUCUCCAAUUUCCAUGAAAAUCAGGCAGUACAACCUGCACAUGACAAACUAAGAGCGACUGCAAACAUUUGUUUUGGUUUUUGCACAGUCGCAAUGAAAUCUGCAACUGAAGUUGGAAAAAUUCGCAAGGAAAGUAGGUUAAUUACAAGUUUGUUUACAUCACCGGGCAAUGGCUUGCCCGCCAAAAAAUCAUUAACGUUUUCCCAGCUUAUUAAUUCAGACGGUUAGUUUGAUCUAAAGCAUGACACGAUGCGCCUUUAAGAAUACCUUAAGUAAUUACCGGCCAUUUAAAUUAGACAUUUCUGGUGUUAUUUACCCUGGUUCCAUGCAGAGGUUUAUUUUCAUUUUAUAUAAUAUCACCUUCGCCAUUUCUAAUAUUACUUACAAUGAAAUUUUAUAAUAAAUCUCUGGCACCAGGGUAGUUGUUAUUUAGUAUAAAUAAUUAUUAGUAUGUUUAAAGAUGUUGCAUUUAAAAUUGUGUUAUAGACUGAUGCAUGAAAAUAGUGGCGCCAGCGACUCAACGGUCCUUUUAAAAAUGCGCCAGAACGACAACAUAGUUUUUCAAAAUCUCGCUAAUAGUGUAUUUACCUAACGUAUGCGAUUUUUUGCAUGUGGCCAUUCUCCAAUUCCAUGAAAAUCAGGCAGUGCAACCUGUACAUGACAAACUAAGAGCGACUGCAAACAUUUGUUUGGGUUUUUGCAUAGUCGCAAUGAAAUCUGCAACUGAAGUUGGAGAAAUUGGCAAUGAAAGUAUGCGUUAAUUACAAGUUUGUUUACAUCACCGGGCAAUGGCUUGCCGUACUGCAUAUAAUACUGAAAUGUAUAUUUUUGUUAUGAAUAAUAUCUCGUGCAGUUAGGAGAGAUUAUAUAGGAAAUAAAAACGGAAGUCGUGUCACUGGUGUGUGGUGUGUGACCGCAAGAAAUGCCCAGGGAUUUUGAAAUUCGUUGUGAAUUAAUCGUCUCUAGUUCAGUCUCUGUCUUGAAAUUUGUUAUUGUCGAUUUCAACGUGCGCCUCCUUUGUUCGUCAUGAAAAUCCCAAUUAUUUAGACACGUUCAAAUUUUUAUAUGCUCAAUUUUUAAAUGUUCAAACUUUGACCACACUUUGCAAGGUCAUUUCCACUCUCAUAAACAAUCACUCAGAAACGAACAGAAAACAACAUGCAAAAAUAGAAUAAAGUAGUAUUUGAAGUUCAAUUUUAAUAAGUAUACAAGUAACUUGCAACGUAAUUGGAAGUUUUAUAACAAAUGUUGCCUGGGAACGACAAUAUAACUACAUAUUGUGUUCGCAAGUAUGGAAGUCAGUGAAUCAUGUUCAUUUCGAGCUAUUGUUAGCGGUCAUUGUGGGUUCGAUCCGAAAGACAGAAAUAAAUCUACUACCAUUAUUUCUUUGAGAAACUGCACUCGCGAUAUCGACGAGCAUAAACGAUAUAUGUGCAUAACUGGCGUUGAAUCAGAAAUAGAGUUGAUUUUAGCAAGGGCAUUUAUUUUUGAGUCCUCAAGAAAUUUAGACAGCUUUACAAUUUGUCCACAUCACCGUGCAUCCUUAGGUGUAAGUUGGAAACGGUGAUCUGCGAAAUGCUGCAUACCAGUAAUUCUUUCUCAGCCAAAGAUGAUGUCAAGAAAAGACCAAAAGCAGAGAGGGGUUUGAGUAAAAGUGGGUCAAGAACCGUGUUGAAAAAGAUUGGUGUAUUUCUUCCAGUUGGUUCAGGUAUGUUGGAACAAAGACUUUUGGCAUCACCGAAUAGUCGUGUACACGAUUGAGCAUUAGUGGAAGUAAACGCAUGAAACGUUACAAUGUUUGUACACAUAUUCUUUUCCAGGGGUGUGUUCUAAAUGCAUAAAGAUUCUUGCAGAGGCCCUCAAGGAAGGUGAAGUUAUUUUCCAAAUUAAAGAAUUGACUUUGGUCAGUAACUUUUCCUUUUAUCUGAGAGCAGUAAGAGACACAGUUUGAUGUGUGCCGAGCUACACGUACCGAAAAGUCAAUAGUAUCUACUACCAGUUGUCAAAUUAAUCAACUUUUUAUAACGUUUAAACUAAUUGAAAUAUUGGUUGUGUCUUAGGACGAGGUUAAAGAUACAUCUGUUCCUCAAGCCCAAAGUACACCAGCUGCAUUUGAUCUUUCCCUUUUUUCUUUGGAGACAUUGGAAGGAACCCUCCAUUCUCCAUCAAAUACGGGGAUAGCCACAACUAUCACAUCCCAGGAUAGCAGAGCUUACAGUGAUGCAAAUCCAAUUCAUAAGCUGAACGAGUUCCUUCAGAGUAAAGAUGUUAGUCCAAUUAGAUAUCCUGUCAAGGUACCCUGGGAAGAAGCGAGUGAGAGAACGAGACACCGCCACACACGUAAGGCCAAGCAGGCGGUGCAGGCUGUUCUUAAAGAAGUAUCACCAAAUCAAUCCGAACAUUUGUGGCAGUCCGUUGUUGAAUCAAUGUCACCAGAUAAGCAGGAAGACGAUAACAUUGAUCAGAUUCUCAUCGUGAAUGCUUUAACAGAAUGCUACAAUAAUGCGAACUCAUGGGAAACUCGGCGCCAAAUAUUAUCUAUAAUGGCUGACAAGGUAACGUUUUCUACCUUAAAAAAGUGGAUUCCAGAUCUUACCAGAUAUCGUUUUAAUGUGGCAAGAAAACAUGCUUUAAUUCACGGCAGAGGAGUUCCCCUUCCCAUGAUAAAGCAGACCAAAAUGUUCGUUUCUCAAAUUCAGCUUGAUCAUUUUUGGGACUUUAUUAUACAGCGAAAAAAAAGAGCCAAAAUCUACCCAAAUUUCUUCCAGUGAUAAGGCAAAAAUGAGUAAAAUAGAAAAGAUGAUAAUACAAACAAAUGUAGCAAAAAAAAACGAUCAAAAAGAGCAAGAUAUGAAUAAAAUGGACAAAAUGUUUGAAAUGAUGAAAUCCAUGAUGGUGAAAUUGGAAACUGUAGACGAAAUCAAGGAGCACAUUCUAUGCGUUGAGAAAGAUGUAAAACAGAUGAAGGAUUCGAUUGAAUUCGUUCACGCCGAAGUUAACGAUCUGAAAGAUGAAGUCGAGAAAACGAAGCGGUCUGAUGAGGAAAAUAGAAGGAAAAUCCGCGAGUUAGAAGAUACAAACCGUCGACUACAAGAAAGCGUUGUCGACCUUAAAGCACGAUCUAUGCGUGAUAACCUGCUUUUCUUUAACGUAAAGGAAUACGAAAAAGAAAACACAACGGAGAAGAUUUAUGAUAUCCUAGAACAAAAUCUAGAGAUUUUUGACGCAAGAAACAAGGUAAAGAUCGAUCGUUCCCACCGUGUCGGAAGGAAACGUGUUAGCCAACGAAAGCCUAGACCGAUUGUUGUGAAAUUCAACUAUUUCCAAGACCGUGAACAAAUCAGACAAAAUGCGAGAAAACUAAAAGGUUCGCGUAUUGGAAUUUCAGAGCAAUUUCCCGAAGAGAUCGAAAAAAUUAGACAGACUUUAUACCCAGAAAUGAAGAAGGCCAAAGCGCAAGGUCACCGAGUUCGGUUGGUUCGAGACAGAUUAUAUAUAAACAAUGUUGAGUUCAAACCUUCCAGUUAA
Paramuricea clavata is the source of this 4218-nucleotide messenger RNA. The record is from the annotation of a GenBank genome assembly. Lineage: Eukaryota; Metazoa; Cnidaria; Anthozoa; Malacalcyonacea; Plexauridae.